Molecule: messenger RNA, 2350 nt
Organism: Acanthoscelides obtectus
Lineage: Eukaryota; Metazoa; Arthropoda; Insecta; Coleoptera; Chrysomelidae
Source: the annotation of a GenBank genome assembly
CGCAUCCACAUACUGACAACAGAAAAACGGUGGAAAUCUAAAAACCGGAACGCGACGUGUAAAACCUUCCAAAAUGAUGUGUUACGUGUUUACCUUCAAAUCCGCAACUUUGUGUAACUCUUCAAAAGUGAUACUGUAUUGUGCCCAGUGAAGACCCCCUCGUCAGCUAAUCAGCUGUGUUCCAAGACAUCAUGGAAGAUAUUGGGGGUAACGAUGUAAGGGGGUAUGCCAAGCUAGGCAAACCAAGAAGAGAGCCCCCUGAUUAUCAUCACCAGUCGAAUAGGAGCGCUUUCGCGAAUCUGUCGCCUCCCCUAGAUGCUUACAAUGCUGUUUAUUUGGCGUUUGUGCUAGGGGGUGCGGGGUUCCUCUUACCCUACAACAGUUUUAUAAUGGCGAUGGACUACUUCAAAGUACGGUACCCAGGCACACCUAUAGUUUUUGAUAUGUCGCUUGUAUACAUAGCUGUAGCCUUCCUAACAGUUCUUGGAAAUAACCUUCUUGUUGAAACGUUUUCGUUGAAUUCAAGAAUAAACUUUGGUUAUAUAAUGUCGUUUUUUACGUUGAUAUUCGUAGUUGUUUGUGAGGUAUGGUGGGAGGCAUUCGGAACUGCCACAUCUUAUACUGUGAAUUUAGCCGCUGUUGCAGUAGUUGCUGUUGGAUGUACAGUUCAACAAUCAAGUUUUUAUGGAUAUACCAGUAUGUUACCCCCUAAGUAUACACAAGCUUUAAUGGUAGGAGAAAGCACAUCAGGUGUAUUUACGUCCAUGGUUAGAGUAGUAACUAGAUUUUUAGUAAAAGAACUGCGAGGUAGUACAAUUUAUUUCUUUAGUGUAUCUGUUUCUUCAGUAGCAACUUGUUUCGCAAUGUAUCAUCUGAUUAGAAGAACAGAUUUUAUACAGUUCUAUAUAGCCCUAUGUGAAAGAGCUAAAACUAGAAUUACAUUGGAGCCAACUGAAGAUGCUGGAUUGAUAGAAACUAACGAUAGCCAAUAUGGAGUCCUAAAAAUCCAAAAUAGCCCUCCUCCUACUGAGACUGCUCUAAGUUUCGCUAAUCCUGCUUAUGAGCCUUCAGCCACUGCUCCAACUUAUAAGGUGGAAGAUGUCGUUAUCAGAGGCAGGCAGAGCAUUAGUACCAGCAGUGUUGGACUUUCCACAAUGAAACGUGGUCUCCAAGCUAGGUGGGAAGUAACAAAGGCCAUCUAUCCAUACAUGAUCUCAAUUUGUCUGGUUUACUUCGCUACUUUGUGUCUAUAUCCAGGCAUUGCUUCAGAAAUUAUAAGUUGCCAUUUGGGAAAUUGGAUGCCCAUUCUAAUGAUGGCGCUUUUCAAUGGCGCUGAUCUGAUAGGUAAAAUGUUGGCAUCAUCUGCAAGGUACUGGACAGGCGCCAGACUAGUAAGAUGUUCUGUGGCUAGACUAAUAAUGAUCCCUCUGAUGAUCAUGUGCGUUGCCCCAAGAGCACAUCCUACAUUUUCUGCUGAGAUCACCGCGUUUACGUUUUCCCUAUUUUUGGGACUAACCAAUGGAAUUUUGGGGAGCGUUCCCAUGAUACAAGCACCCACGAAGGUAGAUGAUCGACACAGGGAACUCACUGGCAAUAUGAUGACCUUGAUGUACAUGUUCGGACUCGCUGCAGGUUCCUUAGUAGCUUACUUCCUCGAAAAGCUGCUUAGUCCGGUAGAAAAACACCCUUGCAGCUACAUGAUUCUUCCUCAAGAAGUGACGCCAACCAUCGUAUCGCUCACAACAACCAGUAAAAUGCUAGCGAGUACAGAAGGGCUAAAUACUACCCUGGAUAGCUUGACUACCACUACUUCGAUGCCGUCUACCAUCAUCAGCACUCUCAUGUCUACGUAUAUUUCAACUGUCAACUCCACGGAUUUUUAAAUAGGUAGUUCGUGUACGGAUAGUUCCAACGACUUUAUUUUGUCUUGAAUCAGCAAAUGGGAUAGAAUGGUUAAAUAAAAUUCAACAAGCAAAGCUUGACUAAAUAAAAUGUACCACAUCAAGUAGGUAGUUGAAGUGACAGAUGAAAAAGAUAGAAGCGAGCUCAUUGAGGUGAAAGAGUUUUGAUUAAUUUCUAUUACAAACGCUUUCCCAGUUAAAUUACCUACGUUAUUCAUGUUAUUCUCGACAAGAUUCGCAGUUCUGUGGCAUUCUCCGUAUAACUAGAUUUUGCUCAGUCUCAUUCAUCAGUUAUACAUAUGGAAAAUCUAAAGAACUCACCCCUACGUUAAAGAUAAUGUAAAACAAAUAUAGGCUCAAAAUGUGGCAAUAUUAUUUUUUUAAGCCCUGUACCAUAGUGGUGCCACGAUGAUAUCAUUGGGAAUCCUGACUCAUGAGGGGAAAGUGAA